AUGGGCGGGACACAGGUGGCACAAAAGUUACUGCAGGCUGCACAUGUAGCUCCGGAAAUCUUCCAGUUGCGCCCAGAUUAUCGCGCCCUCUUGAUGGUGGUAGAGGGUAUUCCUCCAGGCCCAAGUGAUGAUUUUAGCGAGGCCCUCUUGAGGGAGGCUGAAAAUUCCGUCAAGGACAAGCUCUCCAAUUGCCCUGUUACCGAACUUCCACACAUCGCUGCAUGGCGCGAAGCCUACAAAGCCUUUGGAGCAAAGCCACAAAAAACCCGCAACAGCCUCGAGGCUCUGACCCGUCGCGCGCAGGAUGGCUUGCCGCGAGUCAACCGGCUCACCGACAUCUACAAUGCUAUCUCCGUCAAGUAUCAGAUCCCAUUUGGAGGCGAGGACCUCGACAAAUACGAUGGAUCGCCUUUCCUAGUCCGCGCCACGGGUACUGAGAAGUUCGAAACUUUUUCUGGCGGGGAGCCUCAAACGGAACUUGCAUCUCCAGGGGAGCCUGUUUGGUGUGACAAUAGUGGCAUUACUUGCCGUCGGUGGAAUUGGAGACAGGGCCCGCGGACCGCCUUGACCGAUGAUACCUCGCGCGUUUUAUUCAUCCUAGAUGCACUAGAGCCGCUGACCGACGAUGUUCUGGCUCAAGCUGCCGACGAGCUCGAUUCGGCUUUGAAACGUCUAUCGCCUGAGGUGCAAACAGCGCGCCGAGUUAUUGGCCCUUCGGCUUGA
This is a messenger RNA of Penicillium mononematosum, 723 nucleotides long. RefSeq names its product B3/B4 domain-containing protein. The transcript has a single exon. Gene Ontology annotation, molecular function: phenylalanine-tRNA ligase activity; RNA binding. The coding region runs from base 1 to 723 and encodes 240 amino acids. The record is from RefSeq and is a predicted model, not a curated record. Lineage: Eukaryota; Fungi; Ascomycota; Eurotiomycetes; Eurotiales; Aspergillaceae.